UUGUCCCCCUGUUAUUAUCUUCCGACUCUCCAAAAUUGAGCUGAUAUAAUGACAUGGGAAUAGGGCAGGCUAGAACAUAUCCGGACAGUUGGUUUGUGGCCUUUAUUUCAUGCUGUGUUGUGUAUGGCAGUAGAAUAGUUAACAAUGCACACCCGGAUACUGUGUAGCCGAACUGCAGCGGUCGUCGCUGCGAGGAGAAUGCGGAAUAUUUUGGGUGCAGUAGUUGGAAGAGACGGCUGGAUGUGGAGAAGCCAUGAGGUCAAACGUCUCAACACAUCCUCGGGUGACACAGUGAAGAUCGGAGAGAUCUCUUACAAACUCAAAACACCCCGGAAUCCAGAGCUUGUUCCUGUCAAACACAUUUCAGACACCCUACCCCAAACAGUGGUUCAGCAUCUACGAUGGAUUAUGCAGAAAGACCUUUUGGGCCAGGAUGUGUUUCUCAUUGGUCCCCCAGGGCCCCUGAGGCGGUCCAUAGCUAUGCAGUACCUCGAGUUGACCAAACGCGAGGUGGAGUAUGUAGCUCUGUCCAGGGACACCACAGAGACCGACCUGAAACAGAGGAGAGAGAUCCGCUCGGGGACGGCCUUCUACAUCGACCAGUGUGCUGUAAGGGCAGCGACACAGGGUCGAGUCCUGGUCCUGGAGGGCCUGGAGAAGGCUGAGAGAAAUGUUCUGCCUGUGCUUAACAACCUGCUGGAGAACAGAGAGAUGCAGCUGGAGGACGGACGAUUUCUUAUGUCAGCCGAGCGUUACGACAAGCUGCUGCAGGAGCACACCAAAGAGGAGCUGGACAGCUGGAAGAUCGUCCGUGUAAGCGAGGACUUUCGGGUCAUCGCACUUGGUCUUCCUGUUCCCAAGUACAAGGGCAACCCGCUGGACCCUCCUCUUCGCUCCCGCUUCCAGGCCAGAGACAUCUUCUACCUACCAUUCAAGGAUCAGUUGGAGCUGUUGUACACAGCAGGCCCAAACAUUGCUGCAGAGAGGGUGUCCCAGCUACUGUCACUAGCCACGGCGCUGUGCUCGCAGGAGUCAUCCAGCCUGGGCCUUCCUGACUUCCCUGUGGACAACCUACUUCCUGCCCUUCACCUGCUGAACACUUUCCCCAUGCUGUCCUCCCAGCAGCUAGUCCAGAGACUUUACCCCUACCGCACUAUCUUGGGCAAGGAUGGGCACACUGCUGUGGAGGGUUUGCUCAGUCGCUUUGAGCUUCUAGAUGGUCGUCGCCACCCAGCACCCAGUGGCAUUUCGAGUGUGUCCACAACAAGGGCUCUUGAGGGUUAUGCAGAUGUCAUAUUACGUGUUGCAGACAAGGACAUCACCUUUCAGGUCCCAGCAGGCACCAAGGAGCUACGCCCACCCAACGCUAGCCCCAACUUCAUCAGCACACCAAGCCACUCCCAGCUGCUGGCUGAGAUGAUGCAGUCACACAUGGUUAAGGAUUUAUGUCUUAUAGGAGCCAAGGGUUGUGGCAAGUCAGUGAUUGCCAGAGAGUUCGCUGAGAUGCUUGGUUACAGCGUGGAGCCAGUCAUGCUCUACCAGGACAUGACAGCCAGGGACCUUCUCCAGCAGAGGUACACCCUCCCCAACGGAGACACAGCGUGGAGGCCGGCCCCACUGGUCACUGCUGCCAUGGAGGGCAAGCUGCUGCUCCUUGACGGUAUACACAGAGUCAACCUGGGAACCCUGGCUGUGCUGUCCAGGUUGCUUCAUGACAGGGAGCUGGAUCUGUACGAUGGGAGCAGGCUACUGAGGUGGGACAGAUAUCAGACACUAAAGGAACAGCUGCAGUUUAGUGACCAGCAAAUGCAAGAGAGGUCAGUCUUCCCCAUCCACCCGUCGUUCAGGGUACUGGCUCUGGCUGAGCCCCCUGUUGUGGGUGCCAGUACAAGCAGCAGCAGCAGCAGCAGAAGUCAGCAGUGGUUGGGCCCAGAGCUGCUCACUAUGUUCCUCUACCACAGUGUCACCCCCCUGUCCAAAGCGGAGGAGAUGGACCUCAUACAGGGACUGACUCCCGGGGUUCCAAAGGAAGCAGCAGAGCAGCUGUUACACCUCACACACAGCCUCCGCAAGACAAACGACCCCACAGCACAGUCUCUGGCCUCUUCUCUCUCCACCAGACAGCUGUUGAGAAUCUGUCGCCGUCUCUCUCGGUACCCAGAGGAGAGUGUCGCUCACGCUGUCAACAAGGCGUGUCUCUCCAGGUUCCUGCCCACCCUGGCUCGUGCCUCUCUUCAGAAAAGCCUUGCCAGCUGCUCCAUACAGGACACACCAGGUGCUGCUGAACAGGCUCCAGAGUACAGCUGUGUGCUAAAGGAUGGUGUGCUGACUAUUGGCAGUGUGUCGACUCCCGUCUACAACCCUUACGAGAAAAUGAAGGUUCCAGAUGUGCUCUUCUAUGAUAAUCCUCAGCACUUGAUGGUGAUGGAGGACAUGUUGAAAGACUUUCUGUUAGGAGAGCACCUCGUUUUGGUUGGCAACCAGGGGGUGGGUAAAAAUAAAAUAGUGGACCGGUUCCUGCACCUUCUGAACAGGCCAAGGGAAUACCUACAGCUUCACAGAGACACGACUGUCCAGACUUUGACCCUGCAGCCUUCAGUCCAAGAUGGCAUUAUCAUGUACGAGGACUCACCUCUGGUGAAGGCAGUGAAACUGGGCCACAUAUUAGUGAUUGAUGAGGCAGACAAAGCUCCCACUAACGUCACCUGCAUCCUGAAAACCCUGGUGGAGAGUGGAGAGAUGAUUCUGGCCGACGGACGCAGAAUCAUCUCAGAUCCAUGUGAAGCCAAGGGGAGGCCCAACUCCAUAGUCAUGCACCCAGACUUCAGGAUGCUUGUCCUGGCUAACCGACCAGGCUUUCCCUUCCUGGGCAAUGACUUUUUUGGAGCUCUAGGUGAUAUUUUCAGCUGCCAUGCUGUGGACAAUCCAAAGCCUCAGGCUGAGCUGGCGAUGCUGAAACAGUACGGCCCCAACGUUCCUGAUGCCACUCUGCAGAAGCUCGUGGCUGCCUUCGCAGAGCUGAGGUCCAUGGCCGACCAGGGCACCAUCACCUACCCCUACUCCACCCGAGAGGUGGUCAACAUUGUCAAACACCUCCAGAAAUUCCCUGAUGAGGGUUUGGCCAACGUGGUGCGGAAUGUCUUUGAUUUUGACUCAUACAACAAAGACAUGCGGGAGGUUCUGAUUGAAGCGCUGCACAAGCACGGGAUUCCCAUCGGAGCCAAGCCCAGCUCUGUGCAGCUGGCUAAGGAGUUGCCCCUGCCAGAGGUUCAGAUGACGGGGUACUGGACAGUAAACCAAGAUGGCAAUGCCCGCCGUAAACUGCUCUGCCCCACUGAGACACACUCCAUAGACAUAAAGGGCCCCGUGUUUCUGCGUGUGCAGGGUCACCCCUGCAACCGGCAGGAGAGCAGGGCUUUGAGUUUCAGUGAAGAGAAAGCCCACUGGCAGCUUCCCAUGAAUGAAGUCAACAUUAUCUGUGAUGUCACCGCCAAAGAUGGUGUGCUGUAUGUGGCCACGUGUAACCCGGUGUCCCUGUACUCCAUGAAGGAGGGAGGAGACACAGUCCACUGCGUCGAGCUCUAUGACAUCUUCCCCAGGACCAUCAGUGGUGUCUGGCAGCCCUUUGCCACUGUUGCUCCCCUUGGGAGUCCUCUGGAUGGACAGGUGGUGCUACACGAGGAGCAGAGCAACACAGUGCUCCAUCUGGACCUGGAGACGGGCGCCGUGCGGAGGCUCAUGUUGUCUCCGGACAGUGAUCAGCCCUCCGGAGGCUCGAACUGGUGGAGCAGUAAGGAACAGCAGGGAGGACAUAAAAUGUGCCGUGACUUUGCCCACAAAAACUGGCUUCUCUUCUAUAAAGAGGGCGGCAACCGGCUUGAGGUGCUGGAUGUGCUGGAGGCCCAGGUUCACUCCAUCUCACUCCCGAUCAAUCUGAAGUCCGUCUUCCUUGUGGCAGAGGACCGCUGGUUGCUCCUGGAGGGCAACACCAACAAGAAGUUCUUGUUGACCAAGCCCAUGCACACGGCGGCCGAAGACUCUGGAGUGUGUCAGCUACACAGUAUCAGUGAGGACCCAGUCAGCUCAGGCCAUGGAGUCAGCUCAGCUGAGGUGUCUGUGCCCCAGAUGUUGUCAUGUGAGCAGCUGCCCAAUGAGAACCUCAGUGCUGCUCUGGACCAGAAGAUUGUUUCACCUAGCCGUGUACUGGCUGACACCGGCUCCUUUGCACGGGUUGUCGUGGGCUUCCCAGACCUCAUGUCCCCUAAUGAGGUGUACAGCUUUAAGAGGCCUGUUGACCUGUCAGCAAUGAAGAGUGGUGACAGCAGUGCUCACAUGUUCCUCAGAGGUGGGCUUCGGUCCAGCCCGUCCAGACGGGAGAACUGUGUGAGUCUGCUCUCAGCCAACCAGCUGGUCCGAGCCCUUCCACCCAGCAAGGUGCCCCUGAAGGAGGUCUACCCCAAAGAUGUAACACCUCCGAUGACAGCGGCCUAUCUGGAGGUGACCGAUCUGAGCUCCAAAAAGGUCAAAUACAUUCCUGUCCCCAGGUCGAUGACUGUGUCGCCUUACACCAGCUGGUUGUCUAAGGUGUCCGAGACCGAUGUGCUGUUGGCUGCUCUUGGUUCUGGAGGUGUGGUCACAGUGGAUAUGGGCGGGUACGUUCGGCUCUGGGAGACUGGACUGGACACCCUGCAGCGAUCACUGAUGGAAUGGAGGAAUAUGAUCGGGACAGAGGAUGGCAGACCUAUACAGAUUACCAUCCAGCAGGACAGCGGUCUGGACGUCACAGCCCCGAAACAUGGCAAGAUCGACCUGACCAACGCUCCUCACGUUGGAGGAAACCAGUGGGCAGGAGGCACAGGUGGCAGAGACACAGCAGGGCUGGGUGGCAAAGGGGGGCCCUACCGCCUGGAUGCAGGACACCAGGUCUACCAGGUUUCCCAGGCAGAGAAAGACGCUGUUCCAGAGGAGGUCCGCAGAGCUGCGCGUGAGAUGGCGGAGAAGGCCUUCAAAGAACGGUUGAAGGAGAUCGACAUGAGCGAAUAUGAUGCUGCCACAUACGAGCGCUUCUCCAACACUGUUCGGAGACAAGUUCAGUCUCUACGCAUCAUCCUGGACAGUUUACAGGCUAAAGGGAAGGAGCGACAGUGGCUGAAGAACCAGGCUCUGGGAGAACUAGAUGACGCUAAAAUCAUUGAUGGACUGACUGGAGAGAAGACGAUAUACAAACGCAGAGGGGAGCUCAACCCAGAGCUGGGCAGUCCUCAGCAGAAGCCCAAGCGUCUCCGUGUGUUAACUGAUGUGUCAGGCAGCAUGUACCGCUUCAACGGCGUGGAUGGUAGGCUGGAGCGCUCCAUGGAGGCUGUGUGCAUGGUCAUGGAGGCUCUGGAGAACUACGAGCACAAGUUCAAGUACGACAUCGUGGGCCACUCAGGUGACGGCUACGAUAUUGAGCUGGUCCGAACAGACAAGGUCCCCAAGAACAACAAACAGAGACUCAAAGUGCUCAAGACCAUGCAUGCCCACUCUCAGUUCUGCAUGAGCGGUGACUACACUCUGGAGGGCACGGAGGCCAGCAUCAGGGAGCUGGCAAAAGAAGAGGCUGACGAGCACUUUGUGGUGGUGCUUAGCGAUGCCAAUCUGGAACGCUAUGGCAUCCAGCCUGAGCGCUUUGCCCAGGUCCUGACCUCUGACCCGCAGGUCAACGCCUUCGCCAUCUUCAUUGGUUCCCUUGGCGAUCAGGCCGAAAGACUCCAGAGGACCCUGCCAGCAGGGAGAUCCUUCGUUGCCAUGGACACUAAGCAGAUCCCCCAAAUACUGCAGCAGAUCUUCACAUCGACAAUGCUAUCCAGUGCCUGACACACACACACACACACACACACACACUCACUCACUCUUUAACUCAAAAGCUCCAAAUUUGUUCUGCAAGUUCGGAAACUUGCAGAGACCUUGGUACAGCGACUUCUCACAAUGUGUCCUUAGCCCACUUUCUUUGUACAGGUUGAAGUAGGAAACAUGGUUAUACAUAAUGUUCAGCUGCCGUGAGGCAUCCCUUGGGGAGCAGGUGCUGGAGGUACUGCACCGUGUGACCUGUCACUGUGGCUGUGCUCUGAUGACACACCCAGCAGUGACCUUCAGUGACAUGGUGAAUGCCUGCAGCUGGUCUCAUACCCCAUGUGGGGAUCAACACACAGGCUGACCAGGGUUUCUGGUCAGCAGCGUGCUGAUACAUGUACAGUACAUGUUUGUCCUGUUUUGGGUUGUGAGCCACUUUACUUAGAGGUGGGGUCAUGAACACAGCUUCACUUGUUUUGGACUUCCUGCUUUAUUUAUCAUCUGUGACACAAAAAAACACCCAGGGUGGCACUAACCCAGCCCCUGACUGACACUUGGACGUGGUGAGCAGCAAUAACUUGGCUCCUCUCGAAUGCUGGGACUGUGACCAGGGGAUUUCCACCUGACUGUGCACACUGUUUAGAGGACAUUGCACAACCCCUGUCAUCUGUGGGUGUGUGUUCUUGUACUUGCUAUAUGAGGACCAAAACAGUAUUUUUUGCUACACAGUGAGGACAUUUUGGCUGGUCCUCACUUUGUGAAACACCUUAUUUGAAGGUUAAGACUUGGUUUUAGGGUUCAGGCUAGAACUAGGGUUGGUAUUAGGGUUGGGGUAAGGCAUUUAGUUCUGAUGGUUAAGGUUAGGGUCAGGGGCUAGGGAAUGCAUUAUUUCAAUGGGUGUCCUUACAAAGACAGAAGUACAAGUGUGUCUGUUGCCCUACAGCGUCUAUGUCAGUAUGCACAACAAACCUUUCCUUCCUGGCUGGUGGACCUUGUGACGCCCCGUCCAGCAAAGAACCUGAGAUCACCUUUCACUGCCAACACUCUGACUCCUCUGUCUCAAACACACACAAACUGCUCUGCCACUGCAACACAAGUGACUAAGAAUCUGUUAGAACUGUUCAUAGUCAGAGGUGAAAUGUCUUGUUAAUGACCUGUCUUGGUAAUGCUCUAUUAUAUGGCUCCUGUAUUUGCCAGCUAGUUUCCUGGAAGCUAAAUUAGCAGUAUUUAUCUGUAAAUUACUGAUGAAGACUGUUGAAGAAAAGCGAGGAAAUUAUGUAGCACAAUACAUGAACCAAAAAUGUUUCAUUCUUUCUUUUGUGUCACACUGAGUAACUUUUUUUUUUUUACAGGUCACUACAAUAGAUGGAAAUAUGGUUGUGAAUAUAGAUUGCUGAAUCAACAGAGUUUUAUAGCAUAAUAUUUUAAUUUCUUGAUCAUCAUCACUUUAAAACACAAAACCAGGAAUUUCCAGUGCAGCUCAAACUGCUACUGUGUAUCAGCACAUUAUAGAUCCACCAUUUUUCACUUAUCAGCGUAGUUUCUUAGUUCUUUCUCAAAACUCAGAAACGUCUUAAAAAAUUCAAAAAUAAUACUUAAUAGUUGCAGCUAACAAUUUCCCCUAUAGGUAGUGAUAAAUUGCAGUGACCUUUCAUGGAAAUGCCCUGGUAAUUUACAAGGGACCUAAAAGGUAAAGCAUCGCCAUCAUCUCUGUUGUCUGUGCCAACUAUCAUGUGACUCCACAUCGGUUUCACCCCUGGUUCUCACGUUCACAUUCCGCUACACUAAAGGGGUGGCCCUGUUUUAUUGAACCUACUUUAGCCCCCCCCCACCCCACGCUCUGGCUCUCACUUUGCCAGAAGCAACUGAAGUGACUUCACAUUGAAAACAGGACUUGUGUCUGUGUAGACUUGUUGCUUGUUGAAACUUCAUGUUUAAGUGUGUAGGCAUUUUAAAAAAUCUAUUUAAUUGUAUAUUGUUAUUUAUAUAUGUGAAACUAACUAUGAAAUAAUGUACAAAAUUUUAAUA
Molecule: messenger RNA, 7860 nt
Organism: Monopterus albus (swamp eel)
Lineage: Eukaryota; Metazoa; Chordata; Actinopteri; Synbranchiformes; Synbranchidae
Gene: vwa8
Product: von Willebrand factor A domain containing 8
Exons: 45
Coding region: 145-5856 (1903 amino acids)
Cellular component (GO): cytoplasm
Molecular function (GO): ATP binding; ATP hydrolysis activity
Source: RefSeq, a predicted model, not a curated record